[Torrubiella] hemipterigena is the source of this 2201-nucleotide messenger RNA. The record is from the annotation of a GenBank genome assembly. Lineage: Eukaryota; Fungi; Ascomycota; Sordariomycetes; Hypocreales; Clavicipitaceae.
CGGGUGUUGAACUAAACCGGGCGAUGAUAGUCAGCCGCAUUGUUGGAUGAUAGUGAAAGAGCCGAAAAAGCUCUAUCCAUACGCAGUGAGACACGUUUUGCUAUUUGUACAAAUUGAAUACUUUUUAUUUAUCGUAGAGAUACGGGUCGGGGAGGGAGAAAGCUGGUAGCUAUUUCGUAACUUGAUGUCUUAGAUGAAGCUUUGUGGCUGCCGAAAGCAUGCAGAGCGACAUGGGUGUAAGUAUCUCACGCACGAAAUAUUGGUCUUCCCAGUCUUCACGCCGCCCUAUCCCAGCUACUCGGUUCUCGGCAGGAGGUUUGAAUAUCAGCAUAGUCGUUGAAAGGUGCAGCGCUUCUCUUGUAUUCCCAUCGCCCUCACAAACUACCAUUCACCACGGCGUAUCCAAAACUUCAAAAUGGACGCCAGUUCAAUUUCUUACUACUUUUUAAAUAUUUCGAUUGGACUGGUAGCACCUGCCAUUAUUCUUCGAUGGUUCUUUUCAAAAUUGAAAUCAAAGGGUGUUGAUUUUAAACAUACAUCGAUACAAUCCGCUGCCUCUAUACCCGAUCAAGAUACAGCUAAUUCAGUCGAUAUCAACACAGAUAUCGGUAGCCUAUUACCUCUGACUAUCCAUCAUGAAUUUGCUAAAGCAUACAUCCGUCUCGUCAACGAAGACGGUGCUGGAUCCUGGCCACCUGCAGCUAAUUUUGACUUCUGGCCUCCCGCAAUACAACCUUACCAAGACAUAUACACACAGUACACAAGCUCGCUUACAGUUUCCGAAGCGUCUCUAUACGAUGACGUAAAUGAAGGAAAUCGGCAUAAAUUUCGAACAGAUAUGCAGAAACUUCUUCAAGAACAUAUCAACUUGGACUCAGUUCGCCAAGCUCUAGAACUGGAUUCGUCAAAGCCAUCAGUAUCCCGCGAUCAAAUUAACGCAUUCCAUGGUACCCUUGCCUACCUUAGACAUGUAUAUAGAUGGGCUAGUAACCCAAUUGUGAGAGUGGCUCAGCUGGAAACUACUAUCGACAUGCCACCAGAACUGGACAUUCCAUGGAAGGGUUUGCAAAAUCUAGCUGGCUUCUACGCCGAAAGUGGUAACCAUACUACGAAUGUUCUGCUAAGUUUUGAUUCUUCUGGGCGUCGGAGGUUGCGUACUACUUCCGGUGUCGACAAGCCCAUCAUGACGACGGAGGACAAUUUCUUCUCCCUUUUCUACAAUUAUGAACUAAACAGUGUGCCACUAUACUUCGAAAUUAUUCGCUGCCUUGCCGCUUUUGACGAAGCCCGUCAAUCAGAAUGUAUGCAGCAUCUCAACAAUAUCUGCAUUCUUGUUCGCAAACUUUCAAGAGUGUUUCACAGCGGUCUGACGGAACAAAAAGUAUCCAAAAGCAACUGGAUGCAAUACACUCAGGGCUUCCACGGUUGGGGUCUGGAAAAGGUCGUAGAUGGAAUCCCCAUCACUCAUACAGGCGUCUCUGGAAGCCAAGUGCUCGCUUUCCAUAUUAUCGAUUCAUUUCUUGGCUUGGAACCUUAUAUGUCCAACGACGAAAUUGAACUAUACGUGCCUGCACGGCAACAUAUGUUUAGUCUGGCAGUUAGACGGGCUUGCUUUCGUCAUAAGCUCACCAGCAUCAGCCAUCCGCUCUUGUACGACCGAAUGGAGCACUUGGCACAACAGAUGAAGGUAUGCAUAUACUCCGUUGUAUCUUACUCGCUUUAAACUCCAGAUAAUCUGAUACAUUGUACUUUUUAGAGCUUUCGAUGUGGACACAGAAAACGUGUCAUGCCGUAUUUGAAGGCUCAUGCUCCAGAGCGGCGUCAUAUGACAAAUGGUAAGAUGAUUGAGGGGCUUGGUGAUAUUGAAGAUGCGCUCAAACCUCUCGAUGAUAUGCUCGUUCGCCGUAUUCGAUCUACAAAAUAAAUGGAUGCGCACUUAGACGCACAGCAUGAGCAAGAGUCAGUAAAGCCCGCCAUGUAUUUCAAAACUGGUGGUCAAAUGGUAUAUACUUCGUCAUGGAUAAAGGAUAUAGAUAGAUAAAAGUAUGGAUAGACUGAUGACAUCAAGAGAAGCUGCCGUAUGUGCCAUCAAUUUAGGUGUUGUGUGGCGGCUAAUAUUGGCUAGUGCCACCGGAGCCUUGUCCGCCCUCCAGCCUACAAAACGCAUAGCCUCCUUAAACGCCGCCUCCAUCAGCUCAUAA